Messenger RNA from Salvelinus fontinalis (brook trout), 11009 nucleotides. Its product is annotated as gamma-aminobutyric acid receptor subunit alpha-6-like. Gene Ontology annotation, biological process: regulation of postsynaptic membrane potential; signal transduction; gamma-aminobutyric acid signaling pathway. The coding region runs from base 763 to 2460 and encodes 565 amino acids. Gene Ontology annotation, molecular function: GABA-gated chloride ion channel activity; inhibitory extracellular ligand-gated monoatomic ion channel activity; benzodiazepine receptor activity. Gene Ontology annotation, cellular component: GABA-A receptor complex; synapse; dendrite membrane. NCBI's taxonomy places the organism in Eukaryota, Metazoa, Chordata, Actinopteri, Salmoniformes, Salmonidae. The transcript is spliced from 9 exons. The record is from RefSeq and is a predicted model, not a curated record.
CCUGAUUGCGUAUUGCGACAAGACUGACCCAUUUGAAUUUAGGCUGUAGAUGAAUAAAUUGUUCAGUCUUAUACAGACUCAGGACUCCUUACUUCUCAUCAAUUGCUUUAGGUGAGGUGAAGUGAUGGACAAACACAAAUUUAGUUAACAAUCUAAAACGGAGUAUUUGGCAUUUUCUCGCCAAACAAUAUUUUGCCUAAUAUGGCUGAGCAUAUGGCCCACUCUAGACGAAAAAGUGUAACAGCACUAUUGUGAUCAUGGCUUUGACAACAUCAGAUGUGUUUCAUUGAACUCUGGGGGGGUUGGUGGGGAAGUAACUAACUACAAGCAGCCAGAGCUUGAAUCGAAAGCUGGUUGUUGCGCCCUUAUUCUCUCGCUGUUGGUCUCAUCACUGGAUUUAUUACGCGGUAGACGGACAACCCAAUUUUUCCAUAAAACCUUGCGUUUCAACGCAGCACAGUUCACGUCUAUUCUCAUCUCUCAAGUCAAACAGUGGUGUGAAACAGGGGAUACCUACUGGACUUGGGGUGGAUGCCAACAACUGAGAGAAGAAUGUUUUUGGUUUAGUCGUCGGGCGACAGCAGGAAAGGUGCACGCGUUCAGAUGCUCAACUGGCACGGGCUUUUUUUUACCCUGGCGAUAGUGGGAGAUGCUGCUGGAGUUGCUUUGGCGCCAUUGUCUCUCUGGCUUUAAUCUUUCCAUGUUGGGACAAUACAUUUGGCGAAUGGAGAUGUGAAGAGGCUUACAGAAUGGCAUGCAAAGAUGGUUUCUGCCAAGAAGGAGAUGGUAACUGCGAUGUACCCCAGUUACAUUUCGACUCUCUUCUACUUUUUCUGCUUGAUUGCUUGUGUAAAGAGAAUCUCUGGAACGAUAAAAAAGGAUGACAGAAUAUAUCCCGAGAAUUUCACACGCAUUUUAGACAGACUCCUGGACGGGUAUGACAACAGACUGCGACCUGGAUUCGGGGGUCCGGUGACGGAGGUGAAAACAGACAUUUAUGUCACAAGUUUCGGGCCUGUCUCUGAUGUUGAAAUGGAGUACACCAUGGACGUGUUCUUCAGACAGACAUGGGUCGACAGGAGGCUGAGGUAUGAGGGUCCUAUUGAGAUCCUCCGACUCAACAACAUGAUGGUCGCCAAUGUGUGGACUCCUGACACCUUCUUCAGGAAUGGCAAGAAGUCUGUGGCACACAACAUGACUGCCCCCAACAGGUUGUUCCGCAUCAUGAAGAACGGCACGAUUCUUUACACCAUGAGAUGUAUGUGUCCCCAUAGGUUGACAAUCAGUGCAGAGUGUCCCAUGAAGCUUGUGGACUUCCCCAUGGAUGGACAUGCAUGCCCUCUCAAGUUUGGAAGCUAUGCAUACCCUAAAACAGAGGUGAUUUAUACCUGGACCAAAGGACCACAGUAUUCAGUGGAGGUUCCCCCAGAAUCCUCCAGCCUAGUGCAGUAUGAUCUCAUUGGCCACACUGUCAGCAGUGAGGAGGUCAAGUCAAUCACAGGUGAAUACGUGGUGAUGACAGUGCACUUCCACUUGAAGCGGAAAAUGGGCUACUUCAUGAUCCAGACGUAUAUCCCCUGCAUCAUGACAGUAAUCCUCUCCCAAGUGUCCUUCUGGAUAAAUAAAGAAUCGGUCCCGGCUCGAACAGUCUUCGGCAUCACCACGGUCCUGACCAUGACCACGUUAAGCAUCAGCGCACGCCACUCCCUCCCCAAAGUCUCCUACGCCACCGCCAUGGACUGGUUCAUUGCCGUGUGCUUCGCCUUUGUCUUCUCCGCUCUCAUAGAGUUCGCUGCCGUCAACUACUUCACCAAUGCAGAGAUGGAGAGACUGAAAAGGAAGCCGCCAAAAUGCCCGCCGGCGCCCCAAACAACCCCAGUGAAAGUGAAGGAUAUGGAGGAAGUUCUGCAGCAUAACCCUGACACCAACGGUAACCUGCGGAAACGGAUGAACUAUAUGUCCCAGCAAGAUGGCCAGAAAGCAGAGACCAACAGCACAGCAGCGGCAAGAGGGGUAACCAGGAAACAACCCCAGUCUGGCCAAUCAUCUUCAUUCAAGUGGGCAACUGGCGGCGCCAUCAUCCUUCCACACUCCAGCCCCGGCCCCGCCAGCCAACCCAACACUUCCUCCUUGACCCUGUCUGCCAUGAACAUGCCCCUGGCUCCACCCAUAACUGAGAAAGCAAUGACAAUACCAGCCAACCAGAGCCAGCCCACCGCUGACUCCUCGCUCCAGGACCUUCUAGGACCCAGACUGGAGCACAUUCAGCUGAUGGGCAAAAAUGAGCCCAAGCUGUCGCCAUGCUCCCAGCCGACCACCGCCAGUAUGGGAGGGACCAGUAAAAUCGACAAGUACGCCCGCAUCCUGUUCCCGGUGUCCUUUGGCGCAUUCAACAUGGUGUACUGGGUGGUUUACUUGUCCAAAGAUACCAUGGAGGCCAAAUUUAGAGGCAAAAUCUAGUUUCUAGCUCCUCUUGGGGUCAUUUUGGGAAUCAUUUUCUACCAAAUGUAAAAUGACAGGAGAAAAAGAGCUUUGGAGACAUGGGAGAUUAAAUCAUUUUUUCAACUAACAAGGAAACCAAAUAUGCUGGACAAGAGACUCAAAAGAUUACACCCAGGAAUACUAAUCUCAGCACAUCUGUUUGUUUCAUUUCCGAGAGGUCUUCUGAGAAUGAGCAUGGUAACAAAACCAUAAAACCAUUUUUUUUUUUAAAUUCUGAUUCAAACAAAUAUCACAACUAUACUCUGGGUGGCCAUAUCCAAUAUGCAAUACAGUAACGGUUUGAUGGAUUGGUUAGUUGUUUUAAUGUUAGUGAGUACAGUAACACCUGAUCUUAGCGUAAACGGCUAAUGGUCCCUCUAGUCUUAGCAGGCAUUGCUCCAAUGACAAAGGAUAAGGACAAUAUCACUGAAGAUGAGCUGGACACACAAGUCGCAAGGUGUCGAGCAUAUGAAGACAAGAAGAUUUUGAGUGUAUUUUCUCCCGUACUGAUGACCAGACGUAAAUGACUGGGUAUGUUGUCAUUUGUUCUGGUUUUAAAAGUAGAUAAGUUUUUGUCCACUCAAGUCUAAUUUGCGCUCCCAGGUCUGUACAGCAAACCUCGACCAAGCUUUGUAAAUUAGCAUAGAAUGAGGAUACCAAAUACCAUAGGUGCUGGCCUAUUUACUUCACUCAGUACCCUACAAACAACAUUUCCAGGGGGUAAUGUUCCUCUAAGCCCCAUUAGUUCCCUCCAAAAACAUUCUAGGAAGUUUUUGUUUGAAUGUUCAACGAUGAAACGAUGAGUGUUUUUCUUUAACAUUGUCAGUUUCUGGAACAUUGUGUACCAAUGUAUUCAGUCAAUAUUAUUCUUUCAUGUUAACUUACAAAGGAACAUAUUGUAGGAACCCUUUGGUUUGGGAAUGUUUCCUCUGAGUUCGGGAGUGUUUAUUUGUUAGCAAAUGUGGGGCCUGAUUUCAUACGGUUUUGUGCGCUACUUGUUAUUGUGAAUCAUGUGUGCAGAGGAAGGGUCAUUCCCCAUAACCAAAUUCCUACUAUUAAUGUAGAAUGCCAUGCACUACCAUGAGUCCAUCGGAACACGCCCAGAAGUUCUGUUAGUUACCAACUGGGCGCACUACGUCAUUUCAACAUGGAAAUGUUGGUAAUAUUUGGUUGAGACGUUGAUCAAUAAGAUUUCAACCUUUAUUCACCCACUCAAAAAGAAAGCCAUGAGUUUGUUGAAUUCCCAAUGUGUUACCACUAUGCUUUUAACCAUCUAAAAGCACGACCAAAUUCCAAUGGGAAAAACAAUGUCUGAUUUUUUUGAUUUAGUUGUCAUCCAAAUGUGUUAUUAGUGCACUUUGAGCCAUUGAAAAUGCAGAACAAAGUUCAAAUGGAAAUACAAUGUUAGAUGUUGUAUUUCUACAAGAACUUCAUGUGUCGUCACUGUGCUUCAUCUAAUAGCAGAACCAAAUGACCAGGGUUGCAGGUGAGAUGACAGUAAAAGUACGUGAUGCAGGUGAUGCUGGUCGAGAUUCUGCGCAGAUUAUUACAGCAACUGUGGAGAUCUCCACAGACCAGCGACCUUUGCAUGCCGUCUUGAACACGCACGCUUUCUAUGCUUACAUAAGAAGACAUUUAGUAACAGUAACCUCAAUGUGGCCAUGGAUGUGUUACUCAUAUUAGGUUAAAUAAAUACUGUUACAUUAGUUUGUCAGAGCCUUAACUUCAUGCUAUUUACUGUAUUACAAAAAUCAUAUUGAAUUGUGUUUGUCACCAAAUAUCAUCAUUUAAAGGAGAAGUUCUGUAUCUAAUGAUUGGAAAGUUUCAUCUGAGCCACUGGCUUAAUCCGAUUCUUUAAAAUGUUGAGUUUUGGUUGAGAUGGAGGCAUAUAAAUGAUUAAUUUGUAGACAAACUAGAAUUAAUGCCAGUCUGUCAGUGGCAGAAAACUAUCCAAGCAGAAAACACAUCUCCUUCAAAUGUUAAUAUUUGGUUGUGUUGACAACCUAACACAACUCAAUAUCCAGUUUGUCUAAAAAUGAAUAAUUUGAUAUGUUGGAUUCACGUCUCCAUCUCAACCAAAUAUCCAAGUUAAAGAAUAGGACUAAAUAAAAACAAAAUGUAAAUGCACUUUAUUCAAAGUUUGAUUUAGUUAUAUUCUUUAACUUAGAUUUUUGGUUGAGAUGAGGACGUGUAUCCAACAUAAUAAUUAUUCACUUUAAAUCUUUAAAAUCAACCAAAGUUUUGAAACCCUAAACCUAUAUGUAUUUUUAGUUGACCCCUGGGUUGAAUUGAAACAGUAGCUGUUGAGGACUUCGCACAUGCUAGAUACAGUCGUGGCCAAAAGUUUUGAGAAUGACACAAAUAUUAAUUUUCACGAAGUCUGCUGCCUCAGUUUGUAUGAUACUAUGCAAUUUAUAUGUAUAUGCAAUUUGCAUACACUCCAGAAUGUUAUGAAGAGUGAUCAGAUGAAUUGCAAUGAAUUGCAAAGUCCCUAUUUGCCAUGCAAAUGAACUGAAUCCCCCCCAAAAACAUUUCCACUGCAUUUCAGCCCUGCCACAAAAGGACCAGCUGACAUCAUGUCAGUGAUUCUCUCGUUAACACAGGUGUGAGUCUUGACGAGGACAAGGCUGGAGAUCACUGUCAUGCUGAGGGAGUUUGAAUAACAGACUGGAAGCUUCAAAAGGAGGGUGGUGCUUGGAAUCAUUGUUCUUCCUCUGUCAACCAUGGUUAACUGCAAGGAAACACGUGCUGUCAUCAUUGCUUUGCACAAAAAGGGCUUCACAGGCAAGGAUAUUGCUGCCAGUAAGGUUGCACCUGAAUCAACCAUUUAUCGGAUCAUCAAGAACUUCAAGGAAGGCGGUUCAAUUGUUGUCUGGAAGGCUUCAGGGCACCCAAAAAAGUCCAGCGAGCGCCAGGACCGUCUCCUAAAGUUGAUUCAGCUGCGGGAUGGGGCACCGCCAGCACAGAGCAUGCUCAGGAAUAGCAGCAGGCAGGUGUGAGUGCAUCUUCACGCACAGUGAGGCGAAGACUUUUGGAGGAUGGCCUGCUGUCAAGAAGGGCAGCAAAGAAGCCACUUCUCUCCAGGAAAAACAUCAGGGACAGACUGAUAUUCUGCAAAGGUACAGGGAUUGGACUACUGAGGACUGGGGUAAAGUCAUUUUCGCUGAAUCCCCUUUCUAAUUGUUUGGGGUAUCCGGAAAAUAGCUUUUCCGGAUACCCGGAAAAGACAAGGUGAGACAAGGUGAGCGCUACCAUCAGUCCUGUGUCAUGCCAACAGUAAAGCAUCCUGAGACCAUUCAUGUGUGGGGUUGCUUCUCAGCCAAGGGAGUGGGCUCACUCACAAUUUUGCCUAAGAACACAGCCAUGAAUAAAGAAUGGUACCAACACAUCCUCUGAGAGCAACUUCUCCCAACCAUCCAGGAACAGUUUGGUGACGAACAAUGCCUUUUCCAGCAUGAUGGAGCACCUUGCCAUAAGGCAAACGUGAUAAGUAAGUGGCUCGGGGAACAAAACAUCGAUAUUUUGGGUCCAUGGCCAGGAAACUCCUCAGACCUUAAUCCCAUUGAGAACUUGUGGUCAAUCCUCAAGAGGCGGGUGGACAAACAAAAACCAACAAAUUCUGACAAACUCCAAGCAUUGAUUAUACAAGAAUGGGCUGCCAUCAGUCAGGAUGUGGCCCAGAAGUUAAUUGACAGCCUGCCAGGGCGGCUUGCAGAGGUCUUCAAAAAGAAGGGUUAACACUGCAAAUAUAGACUCUUUGCAUCAACUUCAUGUAAUUGUCAAUAAAAGCCUUUGACACUUAUGAAAUGCUUGUAAUUAGACUUUAGUAUUCCCUAGUAACAUCUGACAAUAUCUGAAGACACUGAAGCAGCAAACUUUGUGGAAAUUAAUAUUUGUGUCAUUCUCAAAACUUUUGGCCACGACUGUAGACCCGAACAGUAUCAUUGAUGAUAUGACUUAUAAAGUAUGUUAACAUUUCAUUUGCUUUGUUAAUUGUGAUCAGUGUCCCUUCCACGGGACGGUUGAGGUAACGUAGGCUAAUGCAAUUAGCAUGAGGUUGUAAGUAACAAGAACUUUUCCCAAGACAUAGACAUAUCUGAUUUUGGCAGAAAGCUUAAAUUCUUGUUAAUCUAACUGCACUGCCAAUUUACAGUUGCUAUUAUAGUGAAAUAAUACCAUGCUAUUGUUUGAGGAGAGUGCACAAUUUUGAACAAGAAAAGUUAUUUAUAAACAAAUUAGACACAUUUGGGCAGUCUUGAUACUACAUUUUAAAGAGAAAUGCAAUGGUUCAUUGGAUCAGUCUAAAACUUUGCACAUACACUGCUGCCAUCUAGUGGCCAAACUCUAAAUUGCACCUGGGCUGGAAUAAUACAUUAUGGCCUUUCUCUUGCAUUUCAAAGAAGAUGUAACAAAAAAUACAAAAUAACAUUUUUUUCCCCUUUGUAUUAUAUUUUACCUGAUCUAUUGUGUUCUCCUACAUUUCUUUCACAUUUCCACAAACGUAUGUGUUUCCUUUCAAAUUGUACCAAGAAUAUGCAUAUCCUUGCUACAGGCAGUUAGAUUUGGGUAUGUCAUUUUAGGCGAAAUGUUUUUAAAAAGGGGCGGAUCCUUAUUAAACCUACCCUUUGGAAUGACUUCUAUAGCAACAGAGAAUCUAUUUAGUUAUUAAGAGAUGAAUUGUCAUUCUCACCAUAGCACAUUGGUCGUAGUCAGAGACAUAUCGAAGCUGGGCUUGGUUAAAACCCUGGAUGUGAGACCAAAGGGAUAGAUCAUGUCUCCAGUAGGAGGUGCUGCCUAGCCUAUUUUUUUGAAGAUCUGAUAUUGUUUCAAAGGUAGAAAUUCAACAUAUUUUAUACAAGGUUCGUCUAUGUUGAAAAUUGGUUUCCAUGAUGACAAAUCUUGUGGUUUAAAUAUCACCCUCAAAAAAACAGUUUACGUUGUACUUUUUACAAAUCCAUUGUAUUUUCCAUGUAGAUUCCACAUCCCCACACAUUGACAAAUGAAAUGUAAACAACGUUGGUUCACUUUGUGCCCAGUGGGUAGGGACUUGGUGAGGAAGUGGGAAAGUGUGCUAUGUAAUUCUCUCUGGUCGUUAGGUAUCGAGGGUCUUUAUAGGGUCUCUAUGCCAACUUUGGAUAGAUUUCCACUGAUAAGUUACAGAAGUCUACAUUGUCAAUUCUUACACUUGUGCCAUGUCCAUAGCAUCCUCUUACGGUGAAAGUUUACUUCUGUCUAAUCUUUCCCUGACGGCAACUCUCCUCUCGCCUUGUCAGCUGAGGUGAUGUCACCUACAGAGGCAUGGUCGGUGAUCAUACUGAUGCUUGGUUUCCUGCAAUGCUAAUGGCUAUUAUCACCCAGAUAGGUCACACAUCGUUGUUGUCACUGUUGACCUAAUAGUGCAUGUCUUCCAUUUCCUGAAGGUGGGACUCAAAACAGAGGCUGAUGGACAGAUCAAGAUGUCUGCCUCAGCUUCAUGUCUCCUCGAUGCACUCGUGUGAAAUUGAUUCUGCCCCCUCCCCCCCCCACCCCUUAACAAAACACACAUCCCACGUACAACAACACUCUUUAAGGACCUUGUUAGCAGCAGGUGAGAUGGGGUUUUGAUGCAUUUCUGUGUGUUCUAUUUCCCAGCUGUCCCCAUUGUUUUCUGUCUCAAUAACACACCUUGCCUAGGGAUUGAUGUGGGUGUCAUCGGUGGGUCGCCUUGCUUGUUUAAACAAUCCUAGGCUAGACGGUGGCCGGCUAAUGAAAGUUAGGUCUUACGUAAGGAGCUCCUGGAUGCUGUUUGGGAGCGGCAGAACAGAGGAGAAGUGUAGAGAGUCUAGUGGAAAUAGCCAGAGUGCUCUUGCAGAGAAUGUGGUUGACUGGUUACAUCUGAUACUUAAGCAUCUCCCUGGGUGGUUAGCGUCACCAUAGCAGAGGGAGAUAUAGAGGUAUUGCCCAGGCCCAAUGAGGAAACACAUCAACAUCCCAGAUUUUUUUUCUCUUGUACAUUUUUUCUUUUUAUGUCCUGAAUAUCUAAAUGAGGCUGCUUAGAAGAAGCAGAUCUGGGAAAUAAUGUGUUAACACACCGCAAACCUGGACAUAAACUGUCCACCACUGUUACGCCCAAGUUUUGGAGUUUUCUUUUUUUUAAUUGCCCACUAAAGAUGUUCUCAGAGACAUGGUCCUGAAGGUCAAUAGUUAAAUUUAUGGGACAUACGUUGGUUUUCAUAACUCCCUGUCCAUUGUCGCAUAUUCAUCAGAAACACAACUCCUUCAAAGGUCCUUUUUAUCAUAUGUAUUUUUGGUUCAAUAAUAUGUGCGGUUACAUUUCACUGUAAUUGUGUCUUACACAAAAGUCUUGUGAGGUUUGCGUUCUUAUGCCCAUAACUAUAAUUUCAGCUUGGAGAUCACGUUAAGCUUUCCUCGACCUGUUAAUGGUUUUAACGAUUACCGUCAUAUUGGACUCAGGUACAGAGCUUUGUCUUUGUUUUCUGUUUUAGGGAUGAAGCUUAUUCCUCGAUCUACUGCCAUUGGAAGAUAAUCAUAUUUGGUAAAUGACUUAGCAAUGGAAGUCUUUGUCUCUGAGAAACACUGGAGAUUGAAAACGAUUUAUUGUGCAAUUAGUUAUGUGCGCAGAUAUCCAUAAUUGUCUUUGGACUGCCUCCAGAGACCAGAACCAAGCCCAGGAGAGAAAUAUAACUACAAUAAGAAUUUGGAUGGCAUACACAUGAGUGGAAUUUUUUUAAAGGAUAUAUUUUGACUUCUUUCCAAAAGGUCAACCCUUACAACAAAUUGUGAACUCCUCCUGACUGUACAUACAAUAACCGAAUGUCUUUGUACAAAAUACUGACGUUUUUGUAGUCGAGAGAAUAUUUAUCAUUGCCCUAUGCAAGAAUAACAUUAUAGAAUUGUUACAUAGUUGCCCAUUCUGGGUUCCUUGGUGAGGAAGUGACAUCAACAUCAGCCAAAUAAACAGAGUGCAUAUGUUACAGCAUUUGAUAGUUCUGUUUUCUCCAUCUUCUCCUCCCGAAGAAUUCAGCAGGUUUUGUGUUACUAUUUGUUGUGGUCAGCCAUUAGGCUAUAUAGUCAAAGUUCCAGCCAUGUGUCUUCUUCAGCACCCUAUCUGGUAAAAGGCUUGUAUUGUGAUGCGUUUUAACAAACUUUUUGUUUUUAUAAAUAGGUGAAUCUGUAUAACAAAAUGUUUACGUCCAUAUUAGGACAUCAGUCAUCCUCCUCAAACCCCAAACACAGGUCAAACAUCAACCCUCCAGUUUAGUCCAGUUCUCUCUUUUUUUGUUCUUCCUAACACUUAGGGCUAAAGUGUUACAAACUGCCGAGUGCAAAGUAACUGUAGUGACAGCCCCGGCGUGAAAAUAAUAAUAAUAGCUUGGCUGUAAAUAACAUUAACAAUUUGUCGGUGCUUUACUCGGCAAAUUCACAAAGCAAUUAAAGCAUAAUUAAGAAAUAUUACUUCAUAGACGGUUGGCUGAGCGCAUGUCACUGACAAGUGCUAGGCAAAGGGCUGAGGCCUGUGACUCAUGCUUGUUGUGUCCUGCUGCUGCAAUCCCAAUUGUACACAGACACAUCUCACUGGUUAGCAUCUGCAUGUCACGGCAGUCAAUGAUGUGUGAGCAACUCGACAACAACCCCAAACUGGAGUGAAAUAAGGAGGAAAUGUCUCAAUUAGUAGAGUAUUGUGUCUGAGUACAGUAUUGGUGGUGACAUUAAUAUAUGCAUGUACUGUACUAUGUGGGUUUUUUCUCUCUUUACCCAUAACAGUUUUGUCUGCUCAUGUAGCCAUUUGCUUCUUUGGUUAUAGUAAGGAAAGACAGUUUAACUAAUCUCAUUUUCAGAAUCGGGUUAUAUUUCAUUAUUCAAAAUGAUUGGAAUCCUACCUUGUUUCUUUGCCAACAUCAACUCACAUCCUCUUCACGCCCAUAAAAGGUAUACCGUUUAGAACUUUAGGUCAACACACUAGUCUGUCCUGCUUUAAAUAUGUUUACUAUACUGCCCCCUGCUGACAUGUUAUGAUUUUACAUAAUAAACUGAAAAUACUGUGGCAGCAAUAACUAUAAAGUCUUACUGUUUUUUAGUCUAUGUUGUCAGAAUUUGCCUAUUGAUAAUGAGUCUUGCAGCCUAACCAAAGGGGACAGAACUAUACUAAUGUAAACGUCUAAGCUACCAACCUUUUACUGAACGAGACAAUAUUAACCCAGAGAUAUUUAGAUUAGGGCAUAUUUAUAGAUUUAGUCAUGUGUUAUAAGGUUGUUUGUUGGAUUCUUUUUUAUACUGCCCACAAAACUACGCUUUUCAAGAUGCUCGGUCCUGACUUUGUGGUGUGAUAAUGAAAGUUGUGGGUGGGUGUAUUACAUUUUCUUACAUAAUAUUUCAUUUUCCUAAUAUCUUGUACCCUACCAAGAACAAGAGGGCUCCAGCAUCUGUGGUGCUUGGAACCUUGACAAGUUCAGAAACGCAUUCACAUACAAAUGUACACACAUUAAUCUAUACUCAGUGGUGGAAAAAGUACCCAAUAGUCACAACGG